Molecule: messenger RNA, 1933 nt
Organism: Cercospora beticola
Lineage: Eukaryota; Fungi; Ascomycota; Dothideomycetes; Mycosphaerellales; Mycosphaerellaceae
Biological process (GO): transmembrane transport
Cellular component (GO): plasma membrane
Molecular function (GO): transmembrane transporter activity
Source: RefSeq, a predicted model, not a curated record
CAAUCCCCACCUUUCCAGGGUGCGUGGCAAUCUUAUCAAUCUCAUCAGUCCUCCACUUUCCACUUCACUUCCUCUCUGCCAUAGACAAACGCACAUUAUCAAAAUGUCGCGCUUGACUUCUGCCUUCCUGAACAGGAGCAAGCCGGCUGCUCCGGAUGUCGUGGGUGUGCCAGUGGAGACGGACCCUCAACCGACUGUUGGUGACGACGUGGAACAGUUCAAGCACGAUGACGGGACAACAUCCCAUGACGGCAGCGACCCCUCCAAAUCGCCCACCGACAGCGACGUCGAAAGUUUCACAGAAGGCGCGCAAGAUGGUGUGAAGGCCAUCGAAGCCGUUACUACCGUAUGGACGAAGAAGACACUAGCCGCCGCAUUGGUCUUCAUCGUCUUCCUCUCCUUCGUCGGAUCGCUGCAACAACAGAUGGGCUUUGGCCUGGAAGUCUACGUUGUCAGUGACUUCAGCGCACUCGGGCUGUAUGCGACAACGGGCGUCGUGUCGCAAUUGCUUGCUGGUGUUGGCCGUCUGGGUGUUGCGAAACUACUCGACGUCUGGGGGAGGCCUCAAGGCUUUGCAGUCAUGAUUCUCUUCGUUACCAUCGGCCUGGCCAUGAUGGCAGGCACGAACUCGGUGGAGAUGUACAUGGGCGCCCAGGUGUUUUACUGGUUUGGUAUCCUCGGCCGGGACCUCUGCAUCAGUGUCUUCUUGUCCGACAUCACAUCCCUCAAGAACAGAGGAUUCAUGUUCGCUCUGGAAACUUCUCCAUUCCUGGCAACCACCUGGAUUGGUUCGCCGUUAGCACAAGCCUUCCUGGAUGGACCUGGCUGGCGCUGGGGCUACGGCGUCUUCACCAUCAUUGAGCCUGCUGUGAACCUUCCUUUGGUCGCACUAUUCAUGUGGUACACCAGAAAAGCUCGACGCGAGGGAGUCUUGCGCAAAGGCUCUUCGGGACGAACGACGUUCGAGUCGAUCAAGUACUACGCCAUCCAAUUCGACUUGGUCGGCAUCUUCUUCCUCGGCGCAGGUCUGGCGCUUUUCCUCCUGCCGUUCAACAUCUACAGUCGGCAAGCACAGGGCUGGGGCACGCCAUUCAUCAUCGCCAUGCUCGUUCUCGGUAUCGUGCUCGUAGUGGUCUUUGUCCUGUGGGAACGCUUCUUCGCCCCUAUUCAGUUCGCACCCUGGCACAUCCUGACGAACCGCACCGUGAUGGGUGCAAACAUCGUUCAGCUCUCAUCGGCAAUGUCCUUCGGCAUCUGGGCCAGCUUCAUGAAUCCGUUCACUCAGAUCGUGUAUGGGCUCUCUGUCACUGAGGCCGGCUACGUCCAGAAUAUUUACAGCAUCGGCUCGUGCUUCACAGGCGUCAUCUGCGGUAUUUUAAUACGCUGGUCUGGCAAGUUCAAGUGGUUGGCGGCCUACAUCGGACUGCCACUGGUCAUCAUAGGAGUGGGGAUGCUCACCGAAUUCCGCCAGCCCUCCUAUAGCAUCGGGCCUAUGAUCGUAUGUCAGGUUCUCAUUGCUCUGGGAGGUGGUGUGACCACUAUCUGCUCUCAAACAGCCGUCAUGGCCGCCGUCACCCAUCAGUACAUUGCCGUUGUGCUCGCCAUCCAAGCACUUUUCUUCUCUGUGGGACAGGCAAUCGGGUACUCGAUCAGCACUCCAUUGUGGAACGAAUAUUUUCCCCGUUCUCUGGCAGAUUUCCUCCCACCGGAAUUGCAGCCCAACGCCACCAUCAUCGCGAGCUCGAUCACAGAACAACAGGUGUUCGAGAAAGGAACGCCGGCAAGAGAUGCAAUCGAGCAGGCUUAUGGUGUUGCGAUGAAGUAUCAGACGAUCGCUGCCACCGCAGUCUUGGCUCUUGCAGUACCUGCUGUUCUUGUGUGGCGAAAUAUCAAGGUCAACGAGUUCAAGCAGACGAAAGGCAAGGUUUGGUAG